Vicia villosa (hairy vetch) is the source of this 351-nucleotide messenger RNA. RefSeq lists its product as uncharacterized. Bases 1 to 351 code for a protein of 116 amino acids. Lineage: Eukaryota; Viridiplantae; Streptophyta; Magnoliopsida; Fabales; Fabaceae. The transcript has a single exon. The record is from RefSeq and is a predicted model, not a curated record.
AUGAUGCUGAAUGAAUUGACAAAAUUAGACGAAGAAAGGUUGCGCGUGUUAGAAGUCUUGAGGAGGCAGAAGGAGAGAGUAGCGAGAGCAUAUAACAAAAAGGUCAAAGGUGAAACUUUUAUUAUAAAUGAUUUAGUUUGGAAAGUUAUAUUACCUAUGGAUAAAAAGAAUAAGGCUUUGGGAAAAUGGUCUCCACAUUGGGAAGGACCUUUUCGAAUUCUGGAAGCAUUUUCAAAUAAUGCUUAUGAGAUAGAAGAACUAGCAGAGGAUCGAAGGAUGCUAAAAGCAAAUGGGAAGUAUUUAAAGAAAUAUAAGCCAUUUAUGCAUGAGGUCAAGAUUGCAACAACGUAG